UACCUAUUUUCAGGCCGCUUCGGUCCAGUUACUUGAUCCAGAGGGAGCACCGACGACAGAUGGGCCAUAGGAACCUAUGGGAAAUGUCACCACUCCCAGGCAUAACUAACCAUGUAGAGUGCCCUCUCCUCUCCACUGCAGCCGGCACUGGCUUACACCGGGGAGAUCGUGUGACCAGUACUGCAGAGGAAUGAAAAUAGGUUCAGGCAACGGAUGUUUGGGUCACCAGCUGAUGAGCUGACCUCAUGAAGGUUCCAUGGUGGUCAUUAUCAAUGUUCAGCCCCAACCACAGCUACUGGUCGAUGGUUCCGUGAUCCACUGGCUCUGACGGUGUCAACUGUCUUCCUCCUGCUUGGUUGGUUCAGGGAAAAAACAUGGAGUGCUUUCUCAGCCCUAGCUACACCAACUCAUCCAAUGACAUCGGCCUGAACGAUUCUGGAGCAAGUGACAAACAAUCCCAAUCUCCCCAACAAGCAAGCCCGGAAGGUGCCUUGCAUCAAAGGUUUUACGGCCUUUGGGUGGCGUUGCUGAUCAUCAACACACUUAUCUUCCUGGUGGGCAUAACGUUGAACAGUUUAGCCAUCUACGUGUUCUGUUUCCGAACCAAAGCCAAGACCACCUCUGUUAUUUACACCAUCAACCUGGUGGUGACGGACCUCUUGGUGGGCCUCUCUCUACCAACACGUAUCGUCAUGUACUAUAGUAACGUAGAGGCCUGCCAAACCUGCUAUUUCGUUCACAGCUUCACGUACUUUGUCAACAUGUACUGUAGUAUUCUUUUCCUGACUUGCAUCUGUGUGGAUCGCUACAUGGCCAUCGUGCAAGUCGAGGCCUCGCGCAAGUGGAGAAACCCCAACUACGCCAAAUGUAUCUGCGUUUUUAUUUGGAUAUUCGCUGUGGUCGUAACUUUCACCAUAUUGACCACAACGAUAUACCACAAACAUUGUUGUCUUUUUCAGCUUUUCACGCUGACCGCCUUUGAGUACUUUGUUCCUCUGAUAAUUAUCACGUUCUACACCGUGCGGAUCAUGUGGGCUUUGUCCAGGUCAACGCUCAUGAACCAAAGCCGAGAGAGACGGAUGAAGGCGGUACAGCUUCUCAUAACAGUGCUGAUCAUCUUUACGGUUUGUUUCACACCCAUCCAUGUUAGUCAAGUGGCCUUCUGUGCCGGUAGCGAGGUGUCCCAGGACGUCAUCCUCAUUGUGUACCACAUCACAGUUACCCUGAGUAGCCUUAAUAGUUGUAUGGACCCCAUUGUCUAUUGUUUUGUCACCAACAACUUCCAAUCCACCAUGAAAAGUAUCUUCAGGAAACAACGGCCGGAGCCAAUCACUACGGAUUUCUUCGGUCUACACAAGAACUCCAAAAGUUCGGGCACAGCUUUCUCGGCUAUUUCAAAUGCCAUAGUAACCUUACCUUUACAGAACAGUAAUAUUAUCUAGUGGAAUGGUCGCCAUCGUUCAUUGUUGGACUCGGCACUGACAAGACUCCUUAGUCAGAUGUUCCUUAGCUUUGGCCACAAAACUCUUCACAAGGAAUACAGAGGGCCAGAUUCUCGUCCAGCGGCGUAUCUUUGCGGCGACGUAACGUAUCCGAUUUACGUUGCACCUCCGCA
Messenger RNA from Rana temporaria (common frog), 1615 nucleotides. RefSeq names its product G protein-coupled receptor 20 (gene GPR20). Gene Ontology annotation, molecular function: G protein-coupled receptor activity. Lineage: Eukaryota; Metazoa; Chordata; Amphibia; Anura; Ranidae. Bases 375 to 1442 code for a protein of 355 amino acids. The transcript is spliced from 3 exons. Gene Ontology annotation, biological process: phospholipase C-activating G protein-coupled receptor signaling pathway; positive regulation of Rho protein signal transduction. Gene Ontology annotation, cellular component: membrane. The record is from RefSeq and is a predicted model, not a curated record.